CAGAAUACUACCCGUUUAUACAGCUCAUCGACAUUCCAACGUUGCAUUAAUUAAAAAUGAAAACUGAUUGAAAUAUUAGGACACCGUAAACGCGCAAAUAGAAACCAUGGAAUGCUUAAGAUUGUUGGAUAGCUUAGAUAUGGUGGGCUACGCUGGCAUUUGUAUAGGAACAGAAAAUUCACAGAUAUUGCAAAAUUCCCUCCUAGUAUUGCAACAAGAAAAUCACUUUAAAAAGUGUUAUUAUUGGGGGAAAAUCUACGGAGUUCGAAGCGAUUACCAUAUCGCGUAUGGUUUCGAGAGAGACUGCAUGAAUGGCCAAAUUUAUUAUUAUAGAUCGUACAAAUCGCUAAAUAAGUGUAUUUGUUUUACGAUCAGCAUGGAUGGUUUGAAUUGGUUGUUAUUACCGAAGACGAAUAAAUGUGCACGAUUCUUAACGCCCCUCGCAAUUAAUAAAUUCGAAGGUGAUCCAUCGAUAGUUACCAACGUUUACAAUAUAAAUCGCCCGUUUCCGUCAAACGAGGACACUAAAAAAUAUUACGAUGGUCCUAUACCAAAGGAAUUGAAAGAGGAAGACAGACUAGCAGCAGUGGUAGAGUUAAUCAGAGAAGACGCUGCAGUAAUUCCACGAGGAGCUUGGUUUAAAUGUCCUAACGGUGACGUAAUUGAAAAUUUAGGUUUCGAAGGGCUUCCUGACGUUGAUGCUUCUUACUUAAAGUCCUAUUUACAUGCGCGUCCGCCUCAGCAAAAGUGGAAUACUAAUUUGCUAACCAGGCCUGACUAUAAUUAUUCGAUAGACUUUUUGGAUACAAUUGAUCUAGAUGUGCCACAAGGAUGCUGGAGUCUGCAAUUUGUACGAGGCGAUGCAACAGUGAUCUUGCAUAGCCUAUAUUGGCCCGGUUUGACUUUUUAUCACAAAUUAAAUAAUUCCGAUUAUGGUUUUCUUUAUUUUGGGCAUGGAAAAAAAAAUAUGGACGUGGUUUUCAUGAUAUAGUAAAUAUAUAAUGAAUUCGUAACUUGUAAAUAGGUCUUGCGUCUCGUGUAGCGUAACAACGUGACAAGCUAUUCGAUUAAUCUGUAAUCGAAUCGAUAGAUUCCUUAUUGUUUUCUAUGGCAACCAAACAUUUGUCGCGACGUUAAAUUUCAUUGUCUCUACGUAUAUUUUAUCAUCCAUAUCGUAGAUUAAAAUAUGUUAUUUUCUUAAUUUGGCAAGUAACUAUAGGCCUAACAAUGGUUCAAGUUAAGAAGAUGAAAGUUAUUAAAAAUUGUAUGUAUUUCGAA
Molecule: messenger RNA, 1278 nt
Organism: Hylaeus anthracinus
Lineage: Eukaryota; Metazoa; Arthropoda; Insecta; Hymenoptera; Colletidae
Gene: Rsph9
Product: radial spoke head protein 9 homolog
Exons: 4
Coding region: 107-991 (294 amino acids)
Biological process (GO): motile cilium assembly; cilium movement involved in cell motility; axoneme assembly
Cellular component (GO): axoneme; radial spoke
Source: RefSeq, a predicted model, not a curated record